UAGUAAUUCAUUCAAUAGUAUUUUCUAGUUAGAAUUAGAAGUGUUUAAAGUGUAUUCAUUGCAUGUAAAAUAUAUCGGCAUGCGAUGACGUCACAUCCGGUUUCGCCGCGUCUUGUGGGAAAACACCGGUUUGAAAUUAGCGCGAGGGUGGGGGCUUUCCACGAGGCUCACCUGAGCACAAGCAGUUUUGCAGGCAUGAGAAAUCACAGUGAGAGCAACGCUGUAAGUUAAUAGAUAAUCGAUAUAUUGAACUAAGAUGUUAAUGCUGAUCCUGUUACAGUUUUCACCAUAUGUUAAUGUGAAGAGUGAACAGUAAAUGGUUAAUCUUACUGCGAUCUGGUUCUUAUUAACUGUGGUUUAUCCGGACGUUAAAUUCGGCGUUUCGUUACACCCGAAGGAGAACGUGACAGUGAAAAAGCGGCAUUAUCAGGUGUUUCAAGUGCUGCAAUGUCAGCUCAAUCCAGCAUCAAGUCGACGCCGCCCAGCGACAAGGGCAGUAAACCGACAUCAAGUAAGCCCACCCAGGCGUUAUCAGGUGUUCCAAGUGCUGCAGUGUCAGCUCGAUCCGGGAUCAAGUCGAUGGCGCCCAGCGACAAGGGCAGUAGAACGACAUCAAGUAAGUCCGCACAGGCAAGAGCCAAGGCAGAAGCCGCCAAGGUGCGACUGCAUUACGCCAAACAAGAGGCAGUUUUGAAAAUGAAACUGGCCACCAAAGAAGCCGAAAGGGCCGCCAGACAAAGAGAAGAGGCUGCCAGAGAAAAAGAAAAGGCUGCCAGAGAAGCCGAAAUCCAGAAAGAAAGGGCCGCCAGAGAAGCCGAAAUCCAGAAAGAAAGGGCCGCCAGAGAAGCCGAAAUCCAGAAGGAAAAGGCCGCCAGACAAAGGAAAGCGGCCGCCCGAGAAGCCGAAAUCCAGUUGGAAAUGGCAAAAAUAUCGACAGAGUUGCAAGUGCUGCAGCUAGAAAGAGAAGAAGCUGCUGCCAUGGCGGAAGCAAAGUACAUAGAAGAAGCUGAAGGGUCGCGUGAUCUGACCGCAGCAAGAUCUACUUUAGAAAGGACCAGACUGGAACGCACAAGCGACUAUGUACAAUCUCAAAUAGACAGGCAGGCUCGUCUCCCCUCUCCAUACGUAUUCGAUAACUUCCCCAGCUACGAGGAACCUCAGAGAGUCACGAUUGCAUCACAUCCAUACGAGGAAGGAAAUUUACCCUCACGGCUCCGUGAUGAAGUCAAGAAUGAAAGAACCGACAACGCUCCUUCACCCCCACAACAGGACGGCGGGGAGGGAGAGGUUCACUCCAGGACAACAAUUGUCAGCUCGAACUGUACAGAAGUUUGCGGUCAAACUCAGUCAAGCCGUUCUUGUUCCGAGAUCUGCCUCACUGAGGUGUACCCUAAAGAAGCACAACAAGACAUUACCAAGCGUAAAGUAACCGACGAGACGCUAGGUCAGUCAGUUUUCGUUCAAACCGAGGACGGAAACAAACUUGCACAAUCAGCUCAAGAUACCAUUUCUUUAAAACCCAAAGACACCAAGGUCUUCAGAGAUGAAGCAAAUAAUGGGGUUGCCCCAUUGCCAAUCAGAGAACCACGCCAGCGCUCACCAGAUAACAAAGAGCAGGCAGUCAAACGGUUCACGUCCUUACGGAAAACCUGGAAAAGGAAACCUGAGAUACAGCAACGCACCCGAUUGGCCCACGAGGUACUGUGCACCCUAAUGGCAGAGGUCACAGCCAUUAUAAACGCACAAUCAUUCCUACCUGUGUCUUCUGACCCAGAAAACCCCUUUAUACUUUCGCCAUCAACACUCCUUACGCAGAAGGCAGGAGCACCUCCGCCACCAGGAGACUUUUCAGACAAAAAGCAAUGGAGACAAGACCAGGCUCUGGCAAAUCAGUUCUGGUCCCGCUGGAGACAAAAAUAUCUACCUUUGUUGCAACAGAGACAAAAGUGGACAGAACCCCGAAGGAAUCUUCAAGUUGAAGACUUAGUCCUGCUCAGGGACAAGCAAGCCACCCGCAACAGCUGGCCAAUGGCCAGAAUCACUGCUACAUUCCCUAUCGGGGAUGGACAUGUCAGGAAGAUCGAAUUGAAGACUACCGACCAAGGCGAUGUGAAAAUUUACCAAGGGCCAGUUACAGAAGUUAUUCUACUUCUACCCAAUGACUGAUUAAGAGACUAAGUUUUGUACUCUGCUCAUUGUGACCUUACGAAGGUCAAGCGGGGAGUGUGCUGUCUUUACGACAGUUAUUUAGUUUAUAAUAUUUUCGCUUAGUAAUUCAUUCAAUAGUAUUUUCUAGUUAGAAUUAGAAGUGUUUAAAGUGUAUUCAUUGCAUGUAAAAUAUAUCGGCAUGCGAUGACGUCACAUCCGGUUUCGCCGCGUCUUGUGGGAAAACACCGGUUUGAAAUUAGCGCGAGGGUGGGGGCUUUCCACGAGGCUCACCUGAGCACAAGCAGUUUUGCAGGCAUGAGAAAUCACAGUGAGAGCAACGCUGUAAGUUAAUAGAUAAUCGAUAUAUUGAACUAAGAUGUUAAUGCUGAUCCUGUUACAGUUUUCACCAUAUGUUAAUGU
Messenger RNA from Hypanus sabinus (Atlantic stingray), 2568 nucleotides. RefSeq lists its product as uncharacterized. The coding region runs from base 448 to 2166 and encodes 572 amino acids. The record is from RefSeq and is a predicted model, not a curated record. The transcript has 3 exons. NCBI's taxonomy places the organism in Eukaryota, Metazoa, Chordata, Chondrichthyes, Myliobatiformes, Dasyatidae.